CUUCGAACCAUUCCGCAACGCAACACCGCAACGCAAUGACAUGCGAGGCUCAUCGGGCGAUACAUACCUGCCCGUCGCCGCUGCAGACGACAUGGACGCCAUACCCAAGCCUCUUCCGGUCCAGCAACGACAGCGGGAAAGACGGCCCCUCUUCAUAGCCCUCGUCCUAUUUCUCCUCUCCCUUGUCCUCACCCUCGUCAUCUCCCGCUCCUACUCCUCUCUCCCUACCGUACUCAACCUCCACCAAGAAUGCCGCAUGUCCCGCAUGUACCCGUCUUAUGUCCUUCAUCAACCCUUCUCUCCUUCGGGACUCGGCCGCAAAUAUUCCCUCUACAUGUAUCGCGAAGAUAAUCCCUUCAUUCCGGAUCCCAAGUUGCACCAGAGGAGACGACCCGCUGUAUUCGUGCCGGGGAAUGCGGGAAGCUAUGGACAGAUUAGGAGCUUGGCGAGCUGGAGUCGGUUUGAGUGGGAUAUGCACGGGGUGUGGGAGACGGAUUGGUGGACGAUUGAUUUCAAUGAGGACUUCUCGGCCCUCCAUUCUGCCACGCUCGAGUCGCAAGCUAUCUACCUUAACGAGGUGCUGAGGUACCUCGAGUCGUAUUAUCAGGAUGAGGGGAUGGACUCGAUUCCUCUCCUCGCUCAUUCUAUGGGAGGAAUAGUUGCGCGGCUGGCGACUCGACUUCCUACCGCUUCACCGUACAUCAAGACCAUCCUGACUCUCAGCACGCCCCAUGCUGCUCCGCCUGCACCAAUCGAGUCUGGCCUCGAGUCCAUUUAUUCUCUGAUCAAUACUCCCCACCCUCGAGACGGGGACACACUUCUCAUCUCCCUCUCUGGCGGUCUCCUCGACACCCAACUCCCUUCCGAGCUAGCCGUCCUCCCCUAUCACUUCACCUCUGCCAGCAACAUGUCCGUCCUGCAAGGUUUCACGGCCGACCUGCCGGGGCUGUGGAGCUCUGUCGAUCAUCUGGCGAUGAUGUGGUGUGAUCAGUUGAGAAGGAGGUUGAGCUGGACGAUGGGUAAUGAGGUGCAGCUUGCGCAAAAGGACAAACAGGCGGGGAGGGUGGAGAUGAGGAAGAAGACGUGGGCGAGAGCGCUGGGGCUUAGAGGGGUAGGGCGACCUAGUCUAGGGGAAUUGAUCAAGGGAGCGCCGAUCAUUGAGAUCGAGAGGGGCGAGCAGGUGCACGACUUCCCUCUGCAACAGGGACACGAGGAGUUCCAGCUACUCACGGACCUCGCCUUGGGAAAGGACUACACCGUUGCACCAGCCCCAGUGGAACAUCAGACGGAGUUGCACGUCUUUGCCUGCGUGGACAUCAAGGACAGCGACAAGGCGGGCUGUCGUCCCCUCCCACCCUGGAGCUUCGACAUAGUCCCAACCAAGUCUGCUGGCAACUUUUUCCCCAUGGCGGAAGCACUUUAUGACCAGCCAGGGAAUGCUGCGCGUCUCUUGCGUCUACGGGCGGAGGAGAUGGGCGAAUACACGAGCAUCAAGGUCGUGCGACCCGCGGGCAAGCAGAUGGGCUUCUGGCGCGCGGCAUGGGUACGCCCGAAAGACCAAAGCGCUGCUCCGCCGCUGGUGCAAAGCUACGACCUUUCCCCUUCGUCCUCAGGCUCGCAUUCCACCCUCUUCGUCUACGACGUUACCUUGUCCUCUACCUGCACGCCAAAUCCAGCAUUCGCGCCCUUCGCCCACUUCUACUCUUUGCGCUCAGGCGACGGAAGAUGGAUGCCCGCCGACCCCGCUCAGACGCAGAGCCUGCACAUGCACUUCGCCGACGAUGGGGACCAGCCUAUGAAGUUGGACAUCUACUCGGAUGGGUGUCGCUUCACCAAUGUCACACUGCAACCGCGCUGGUCGGCUAGUGUAGGCUUGUGGGUCUCGAGAUUCAGAUGGGCAGCGUACGCGUGGUGCUUUGCGCCCUUCGCCCUGGUCCUCAUCCUUGCCCAUGCUCGGCCAGAGAAGGCGAAGAGCCCCUCCGACUUGGCCUCAUUAAGCAUGCAAUCCCUUGCUGUUCUGUACGGCUGCGCGGCGCUUGUCGCGCUCAUCGCCCCAGAGCGACUGCUCGGCGUGCGAAACAAUGUCCGCCUCACCGUGCUGGCAAGUAGCGCCCUCCUCAUUCUCACCUUUGGCAUCCUCACCGCCCUGAUUCUCAUCAUCGGCGGAGCAAGCUGGCUAGUCACGCGACUCCCCUUCGGGCAGCGGCUAGUCUUCCCCUCCUCCUCUGGCAACUCCAAGACUGCGAUGACGGCGCGAAGAAGCACGCUGGUGGGAAUAGGGCUCCUCUGCAUCGCCAUCAAGCUCGCCCUUCCCUACCAGUUUGUCUUCCUCGCAUGCACCCUCGUACAGAUCAUCAAUGUCGUCCGCUCCGCACGCUCAGCUGCCACGGCCACCAGCAAGGAUGGUCACUCUCACACUCGCUUCGUGCAGCAAGUCACCCUUCUCCUCCACCUCCUCUUGCUCUUGCCGCUCAAGGCGGCCACCCUCCUCGUAUUCGCUCGCAACUUCCUCGCUGGGUAUUUCACGCCCUCCUUUCCCGGGGGUGCGGGGCUGCAGUUUGGGGAAGACCACGAUCUGUGGCGCAUACUGCCUGUGCUGGGCGUAGUGCAAAUUGCUGCGACGGGAAGAAAGUUUGAGCUUGGAGGGAUUGGCGAUUCUGGGGCGAGGAUGGGUAGAUUGGCCUAUGCGCUGGGAAGGUACGCCGUACCGGGGUCGUUCGCCUGGCUCGCAGGCAGCGUCCUGCUCCGAGGAGCGCGCAGGCCGUACGUCUGCUACGAUGCUAGCAUGCUCUGCUUUACCGCUGUUCUUGCCGCGCACUACGCCGCGAGGUUUGCUCAGCAAAAGCAGGGCUCGAGUGCGGGUAGCAGCACUGCGAAUGGGAUACCGAUGGAGCUGGGCCGAACGCAGAGAGCUAGGAGGAUGAGGGAGGAGGAAGAGAGGGAGGAGGUAGAGCGCAAGUUGUUGCGAGGCGAUAGAGAGGAGCAGGUGAUCAUGCCCUUUGAGGUGCCGGAUGGGAUUGAUGACGACGGCGAGGACGAGGCAAAGAAGGAGAAGGCGACGGCCGAGCCCUCAGAGGGGACACAUGCCGGGUCUACUCCAGCGGCGUUCGCUUCAGAGAAUGAUGUGCGGUCAGAGCAAGACAGCCCAGCACUUGCGGCCCCUGCCCACCCCCGCUCUCACCUGGACGAGCUCCUUCUCCUCUACCUGACAAAAAUCGACGCCUACCAACGCCUCCAGACCCAGCUCACCACACACCUCACCACGGGCUUCCUCGCGCUCAGCAAAGGGCGGAUGAGCAGCACGACUAGCGUGACGCGGUGGGAGGAGCAAGUCAGGGGGCUAAUAGACGGGCAGAGGAGGGCGGAGACUGUCGUUGACGUUGAGGGAAGGCUACAGGCGAGGGAAGCGAGAGGUUGGGAGGCGGAGGAUGAGGGUCAGGAGGUGGUGGAGCAGCUUGCGGGAGAGAAGAAGGGAGGCGAGGAGAAGCAGGGAUUGAGACAAAGGCGCAAAGGCAGGGCGACUACUACGAGGACUGCCGAGCCUGGCGUGGUAGAGGAUGAGAAGACGGGCAAGCUGGGCAAGGACGACGACGACGACGACGACGAGACGCGCUCAUCCAAGUCGCGUCCCGCUCCCCUCUCCUCGCUACAUCGCUUUGCCUCCCUACCCUCACCGAGUGUACGACGCGCCGCCACCAGCUUUGGAGAGGCGCUGCGCGUCGUUGCGGCUGAGGAAGCGAAGAAGAAGCAGAAUGGGCAGGGGGAAGCAGAGAGCGCAGCCGUAAGAGCAGGCUUGGCGACCUUGGUGAGGGAGAUGCUCGAGGUGGAGGGUAAGAUACGCAGGGAGAGGGAAAGGUUGAAGACGAGUAGUGAAGAAUGAUAGAGUUGGAGAUUGUGAAAUACCAACGGACACGCUUGCACAU
Messenger RNA from Jaminaea rosea, 3923 nucleotides. RefSeq names its product PGAP1-domain-containing protein. Gene Ontology annotation, biological process: endoplasmic reticulum to Golgi vesicle-mediated transport; GPI anchor metabolic process. The transcript is spliced from 2 exons. Gene Ontology annotation, molecular function: phosphatidylinositol deacylase activity. The record is from RefSeq and is a predicted model, not a curated record. Gene Ontology annotation, cellular component: endoplasmic reticulum. The coding region runs from base 41 to 3880 and encodes 1279 amino acids. NCBI's taxonomy places the organism in Eukaryota, Fungi, Basidiomycota, Exobasidiomycetes, Microstromatales.